CAUGUUUGACGAAUUAUGAUUCAGCGCCUGACCCAAUCAACAAGAUUUAUCACAAUUAAACACAGUUUUAACCUUGUAAUGCUUAAAAUUUACACAGUAAAGUUUUAAAAAUUUCCGCGUUAGAGAUUGUGUUCACUUUCCUAACUUUUGGAACAUGGAUCAAGAACCUGAAGUUAACAUUACAACAACGCCGCAGACUUCUGAUGGUGAAUAUGAUGAAACGUCUUCUCUUGAAAACAACGACGAUGGACAAAACCAGAAUUUCUCGCCUUUGCAAUCUAGACAACAAGAACAAAAUGAUCCGUUGUCCUCGUGUGCCAUCCCUCAAUCCGAACUUAGUCAACAGUCAACAGAUCUCCAACCUACCUCUGAUAUCGAACAGCUGGCACAACAACGAGACAUAGGCCCACAAGAUUUAACUAACCAGUCAGAAUUAUUACAAAAUGGACAACAACUUCGACAAGAUAUGCAACAACAGCAACGCUUUGCUCAAGAUUUUCAAGUACAACAACAUGACAUUUCACGACAACCAAUGUCGAUCCCUCUUCAGAAUGACAUGCAACAAAAAACAGAAUUAUCUAAUGAAGAGAUACCAUUUGAUAUAUCAUCUAUUCAACCAAAAGCAACGAUCAAAUUAGAACCAGGAAUAAAUGCGACACAAGAAGUGUGUUCCAACGAAUGGAACUCUUUUAAUGGGAACGGGAAUGACGUUGGGGAGUUAACAACAAUGCAACCAUUUUCAUAUUACAAAAGUGCUUUUGAUACAAAUAUUCCGGCAAUGUUUGAUCCAAGUAACAAUUAUCAGAUUCCGAACAAAAAUAACGCAAUGUUUGAUCCAAUGUUUGCUAGACUAAAUGAUGGAGAUGAGUUGCAUCCCUUUGACACUACUGCGGUGCAAUCUUCAGCUAGUGACAAUUUCCACCAAAACAAAAACUCUAUGUAUAAUUAUGGUCCUGAUUAUACAAAAACAACUCCAUCGGCUCUAGAUUGUAGAUCUUCUACUACGCCGUAUCAAACUCAUCCAACAAUAUAUAACCGAGAACAUUUCAGUUGCCCAAAUAAUAUAACCAGAUCAAAGUCAUGUGAUGAUCCAGAGAACCCUAGUCUUUCAUCAGAGGAAAAAGUCAUUGUCCCAGAAGACCCAUCUGUAUGGACAACAGAGCACGUCCAGCAGUGGAUAGACUGGGCAGUAAAAGAAUAUCAAUUACGAAGUGUUGAUAAAUCGAGAUUUGCCACCCUUACUGGAAUUGAACUUUGUACUUGGACGAUGGAUGAUUUUACACAGAUUUGUGGUGAUAUGAAUGCAAAUUGUUUACUUGGCCAUUUGAAUUUCUUGCGAAGAAGAAUUAUACAGAAGACUUAUCCCCCAAGUAUACCAUCUCCAAAUGGAUUAUCUACCAUUAAUUAUAACCAUAACAGCGGCGGAAGUUAUGUAGCUUGUAAAGCAGAUCCAGGCUUCCCAAAGUCACAAUGGCAGCCACCACAACCAUCACCAACAAGUCAAGAACAAUUGUAUCAACGAAUGGUCCAUGUAUCAAGUCGAUUUUCCAGUUCAGGAACAGGUCAGAUACAGUUAUGGCAGUUUCUCUUGGAACUUUUAUCCGACAGACGAAACAUGGGAUGUAUAACAUGGGAAGGAACACAAGGAGAGUUUAAACUUGUUGACCCCGAUGAAGUUGCUAGACGAUGGGGUGAAAGGAAAAGUAAACCGAACAUGAAUUACGACAAACUGAGCCGUGCUCUGAGAUAUUACUACGACAAGAACAUAAUGACAAAAGUUCACGGGAAGCGAUAUGCAUACAAAUUUGAUUUUGUUGGACUUGCUCAAAAUAUGCAACAGACAACACCUGAAACUUAUCACACACCACAUCGUUAUCAAUCAGACAUGUUUAUGCCAAGUUAUGGUCCAUCUCCUCUUAAUUACCUCAAUCCGCAUGCGCCUAUGCCACCAACGACAUCUUCCGGACUCUUUUGUUCUCCAAGCCCGUAUUGGCCAUCAACGACCAAUAAUAUCUUCCCUAACAUUCCAGGACAUGGGUUAUCCCCGCAUGGAGUACAGCCGCACGUGGGGUCGUUCUAUCCGUAACUUUUAAAAACAUAUUAAUUUUACAUGUAAAUACUCCUGUUAUUGAUAUUUGAAUCGUUUUAUUUAUGUUGAUUUUGUUGAAUAAAUCAUUUUGUCAGA
Mytilus trossulus (common blue mussel) is the source of this 2185-nucleotide messenger RNA. RefSeq names its product retroviral integration site protein Fli-1 homolog. NCBI's taxonomy places the organism in Eukaryota, Metazoa, Mollusca, Bivalvia, Mytilida, Mytilidae. Gene Ontology annotation, biological process: cell differentiation; regulation of transcription by RNA polymerase II. Gene Ontology annotation, cellular component: nucleus. The transcript is spliced from 7 exons. The record is from RefSeq and is a predicted model, not a curated record. Gene Ontology annotation, molecular function: sequence-specific DNA binding; DNA-binding transcription factor activity, RNA polymerase II-specific. Bases 155 to 2086 code for a protein of 643 amino acids.